AUGGAAGGCAUCAUCGAAGGAUCCACCACAGCCACAGGCACACAAGGCACAACAAGCAAUGGCAGCGGAAGCGGAAGCGGUGGUCGCGUCAAGGACCCCGUGCAUGAAGCGAACCUAGAGCGAACAAUUCGCGAACUCAAGCGAAUGACGGCAGAUGCCGAGGCGACUUUGAACGAGCUAAAACUCAACAUCGCCCAAACCGGCUCACCACCUCCUCUAACCCCCCUCUCCUCUCUCCACCUCCUAACCCGCGCCUACACCUCCCUCUCCGAAUCCGACCCAACCCCGCUGCUCCCCUUCCCCGACUCCGUCUUGCCCGCUCUCCUCACCCUCCGCAAAACCUCUCAAACCAUCGCCCAAACCAACUCCCACCUCUCCUCCUCCUCCUUAUUGCUCGACCAACAAAAACGGCAGCUGGAAGACCUCAAAAUCGAAGUCCGCGAGCAAAAUGAGCUGCAACAAGCUCUUCAAGCACGCGUAGAGCUGCUGAGGAAAGGGAUGGAAGCUAGGAAGGAGAUGAGUCUCGAAGAGGCGGCUAGGGAAGAGCUGCAGAAAAUGGAGGGGGAGAGGAAGAAAUAUGAUGAGGAGACGAAAAAGUUGGUUAGAGAACUGAAUUGGUUUAUUGAGGAGUAUCUGGGUCCGUUGUUGGCGGCGGAGGAGAUGGGUGGCCCGGUGGUGGGGGAGAUGAUGGAUUUAGAUGCUGAGGAUCUUGAGGCGGGAUUUAAUGCUAGGGGGAAGUUGAAGAAGGGUAGGGCGAAGAAGACCGAUGGAAACGAGGAAGGGGAUAAAAAGCAGAGGAGGAUUGAUGAAAUUUGGGGCGGGGCCCGGGAAGAUCCAGAGGAGGGAAGGGAGAGGAACGGCGGCAAGAGAAAGAGGGAAGGGGAUGAAGCGAGUGCUGCAGGAGCGGAGAUGAGAACUCUGAUUGAGAAACUUAUGAAUAAGAGUAUGGAUGCCGGAGGAGAUAGCUCGGCGGCAUAUGUCAGGAUUGAGAAGGAGACGGCGGCGGCGAGGUUUUUGGUCAGGAGCAAGGUGGCUGUUUUUCAUCCGAGGGAUGCUACGAGGUUGAGGUUGGUGGAUUUUGGGAGGGAGUUGGAUGAUUAG
Molecule: messenger RNA, 1101 nt
Organism: Sordaria macrospora k-hell
Lineage: Eukaryota; Fungi; Ascomycota; Sordariomycetes; Sordariales; Sordariaceae
Biological process (GO): mitotic sister chromatid segregation; kinetochore assembly
Cellular component (GO): nucleus
Source: RefSeq, a predicted model, not a curated record